CCGAUGAUGUAUGAAACAUGGAAUCCCGGGAAAACAAGCAAGAACAAAAUAUUGGACACAACCAUUUGUGUAGUGACAAAGUCUUAUGUGAUGAAGAACUUUUCAAGCACAGGAAGCCAACAGACAAGACAGUUCCCCAGCGGGGAGGGGAUAAGGAUUUCUCACCGGAUGAUUCCUGGCUCCAGGCCAAAAGACUGGAAAAGUUUUAUGAAGAAAGAAGAGCUGUAUUAGCAGAACCAAGGGUAGAAAGAAUUGGGAGUCUUGUUACUGGGGAAUGGAAUCCACAGUUGCAGCUUGUGGAGCUGCACAAGGAAAUGGGUAAAUUUUGGUCCUGUAUGGGGUUCUCAGACAAAAGCAGGAAAUGGUUGUACCCAGAGGAGGCACUGUUUUUGAUGGAAACGAACACUUUAGAAGUGUGUUAUAAAGGAUUACCUGUCAGUAUUCAACAAGCUUACACAGAAUUCCUGAAAAAUUUCCGAUUUGAGGAGUACCUAGUUUAUGCUCAUCUUAGAAGGAUUGGAUAUGUGGUGCUUCGUCAUCAGGGGAGGUUGUUGAGUACUAAGUAUGAACGGAUGAUUAAGCUGGACAAGCAUAUCAACCUAAAAAAGAGAAAGAAGACUCAGGUUACAGCAACAAAAAAUAAAGAGACAGCAGAUACACCACAGAAAAAAGUCAGACUCUCUGAUAAUGGGGAGUCUUCUGAAGAUUCAAAGACACAACUGAGAGAAAUUCCUAAUACAUGUAAGCCCAUGGAGGACGACGCAUCUGAUUCAGUUGUAGAGUCAGAUGACCUGGAGAACAAACAUAUAGGUGUAAAGGGUAGACUUGAUAAUUUAACAGUUAAAGAAAAGGAGAAAAAGAAUUUUCAAGCAACUGGGGUAGGUCAAGUUCAGCAAAACUUUGAAGAAUCCAUGGGCAACAACAGCAAUGAUGUUGAUAUUGGGGAAAAGGAUGGAGAAUGUAAAGCCACUAGAUACAGUGUGUGGAAUUUUGAGGAGAUAAAGUUCCCUGAUAUAAGUGAUAUUGACAGUUUUGCUGAUCUUCAGCUGGAGGAAAUUCCACAGAGAUAUCUACCAGAAGGAAUCCCUCCAUUAUCUAGGGUUAAGGUUGAUGUAGAACAAUUCUUCAAGCAGAGAACACAAUCACAGAAAUUUCAAAAUUCCAAAGUAAAAUAUGGACAGGAUCUUGAUUUUUUUGACUUGACUUUUUCCUGUGAUGUGGUUCAACCUGUCAAAAAAGUAUCGGCCUCUAACUGGAGAGAGUACAAGGAGAAAAUGCUGGAAACUGUGAAGGGAGAGAACUUCAUUUCUCCAGUGGAACAUCUCUGGAUGGACGAAGUUACCCCCCUUGUAAGACCAGGAGAUGCUAAAAACACAAUUUCAGUAUUGGAAAAGCUCAAAGUGAUUCAAACAUGGGAUAAUAAAUCAGUUUCUUCAAACAACACUGCAGCAAAACCAGAAAUUCCAAAGGUCUCAUAUGAUGUAUACAAGCCUGAUGCAAAGUUUAGGAAGUCUAAUCCAGGAGUACCUGAUCACAGAAUCUGUGUUGUGGGAAGUGAUGAAGACCCUCCAUCCUUGUCCACUUUGACCUCCAUCUUUAGUUACUAUGAUGAUGAGGUUCCGCUUCACUGGGCAGUUGUAGAUGAAGGAGAAAUUGCAUUUUACUCUUUUAGCCAAAUUUCCCUUCCAACACAAGUCUUCAUGGGCUAAAUUGACCUGUUAUAUCUU
Molecule: messenger RNA, 1727 nt
Organism: Saccostrea cuccullata (small rock oyster)
Lineage: Eukaryota; Metazoa; Mollusca; Bivalvia; Ostreida; Ostreidae
Product: tRNA-splicing endonuclease subunit Sen54-like
Exons: 9
Coding region: 18-1709 (563 amino acids)
Biological process (GO): tRNA-type intron splice site recognition and cleavage
Cellular component (GO): tRNA-intron endonuclease complex
Source: RefSeq, a predicted model, not a curated record